This is a messenger RNA of Macrobrachium nipponense, 378 nucleotides long. RefSeq lists its product as uncharacterized. The record is from RefSeq and is a predicted model, not a curated record. The coding region runs from base 1 to 378 and encodes 125 amino acids. The transcript has a single exon. Lineage: Eukaryota; Metazoa; Arthropoda; Malacostraca; Decapoda; Palaemonidae.
AUGCUGAUAUCCCUCAUCAGCUCCACAGAAAAAGUUGCAGAAAGAAUUGCCCUUAUCAGACUAAUAUGGAAAGCAGGGCCCCUACACCACAGGCUGUAUGCCUAUAGGGAAGGAAUAGGCGCCCAUGAAUGCCUCAGAAUUGUGUUAUGUGCCAUAAAUGGCAGGAGAUCCAUAGUGGUCUUUUUAAACUUAGAAAAGGCAUAUGAGCUGGCCAAUGUAACAACCAUCCUCUACUCCCUAUUCAGGAAGAGGAUCAAAGACAACCUGCUUACAUGGACAAGAGGAUACAUGCAAGACAGAGGAGCCAGAAUAGUGUUCCAAGGGAGAAUGCCGGAGUACUACUCUCCUGAAAACAGCACUCCACAGGGGGCAGAUUAA